Molecule: messenger RNA, 648 nt
Organism: Gregarina niphandrodes
Lineage: Eukaryota; Apicomplexa; Conoidasida; Eugregarinorida; Gregarinidae
Product: putative enzymatic polyprotein
Exons: 2
Coding region: 1-648 (215 amino acids)
Source: RefSeq, a predicted model, not a curated record
AUGGUUGGCUACUUUCGCAAUUUUAUCAAGGACUUUGCCAAGAUAGCUGGACCUUUAUACGAGCUGUUACAGAAGGAUGUUCCAUUCAAGAUGACCGAUGAAAGAAUAGCAUCAUUUCAAGAAUUACAGAAGGCGUUAACUGAAUGUCCUGGCCUGGCGAAUCCUCACCAUUCGUGGCCAUAUGUCCUGGACACUGAUGCCUCUACUACUGCAAUUGGUGCCUGUCUAAUGCAACUCGAUGAACAAAGUACUUUACAUCCAGUUCGUUUUGGAUCCCGCCGACUAACUCCUGCUGAAAGAAAUUGGCCAAUCUACGAACUUGAAGGUUUCGCGGUAGUGCAUUUUAUACUUGCCUUCAGACCUUACUUAAUUGGAAGAACUUUCACCGUGAGAUCAGACCACAAGCCACUUCAAUGGUUAUGGAAGAUCGAUAAACCACGCCUGGCUAGAUGGUCAAUGGCUCUGCAACAAUUCGACUUCAAGAUCGUGUACAAUCCUGGUACAGCUCAAGAACAAGUUGAUAUAUUUACCAGAGAUGUCGACUUUACCGCUGCUGAUGAAUUUGUUGACAAACACCUUGACGAAGUCGAAGGUCGAUACGGGUGUCAUACCAAAUCUGAAGGCAGACAGCAAUUUUCCAUCGAUUGA